This is a messenger RNA of Salvia hispanica, 2100 nucleotides long. The record is from RefSeq and is a predicted model, not a curated record. NCBI's taxonomy places the organism in Eukaryota, Viridiplantae, Streptophyta, Magnoliopsida, Lamiales, Lamiaceae.
AGAAGGAAAAAAAAAGGAAAGAGAAUGAGUGAGAAAGGAAAGGAGAUGAUUGAUCAUUGGAGCCACGAGCAUCCACUUACUCUGGUGGAAAUUCGUGAAAGAGAUUACUGUUAUGGGUGUGAAGAGCUGUUUGGUAUCGGAGAGCAAGCUUAUGGAUGCAGCACCGAGGGAUGUAACUACGCAAGAUUAUUACACGAAGAAUGUGCAGCGAUUGCGAGGGAGAUACGCCAUCCAUCGCACCACCCUCAACACAUACUCAUCCAACGCCACGAACCGGAAUUAGGGACGUGUCGUAUAUGUGAAAGGACAAUUUGGAGCAUUGGUUACAGAUGCUCAGUAUGUGGUUUCCAGAUGCACCUGAGAUGCGCACAAGGUGGUGGCAUGGUCGAUACAACGGGCGAUGAUGAUGAUGAGAAAAGGCGCAGCAUCAUACGUCAUCCAAGUCAUCCCGACCAUGAAUUGAAGUUGUUGCGGAGAAGAUGUCCAUUCAAGUGCGAUGCUUGUGGCACCACACGCAAAGAUAGUUCCUACACAUGCACCAAUGAUUCUUGUGAAUAUUUGAUCCAUGAGAAAUGUGCUUCCUUGCCUCAAAGCUUCAAAAGGGAAGACCACCAUCACUCCCUCUCUUUAUCCUUUCGCGUCCCUUUUGAAUAUCUUAAUUUCAACUACAAAUGUGAUGUGUGCAACACAUAUUUGCUGCCCAACUAUUGGAUAUAUCAUUGUCAACUCUGCAGAUUUAUUGUCCACGUCAAGUGCAUUUUCAACAAGCAGCCUCGCAUCACUGAAAACAUUGGGAAAGACAUGAUUCAUCUUCCAACAAAUGAAGUGGCCGAGGAACUAGUUACACCGUUUGUGAUGAGACAAAUAGGAGGAGAAACAUUGAUACCACCCAUCAUCAUCCUUGCUGCUGCUGUUGAUGAGUUGAUGAAGGUGAAAUAUGAGUUCAUUAUUCACCAACAUCAACUCGCUUUAGUCUCAUCUGGUGAUCGAAGCCAAGAAGAAGAAGAAGAAGACGAGGAGAAUUAUGGAGUGAGAUCAGAAUUGAUAUGUGAUGGGUGCAUCACUCCUAUAUCAUCAUACUACUAUAUGAGUUGCAGUGAAUGCAAAUACAAUCUUCACUUGGCUUGCUUUCACUUGCCACCUCAACUCUCCUCACUUCCACUCCACCAACAUGAUGAUCACCAGCUUGUCCUCCAAUCUUUGGACAAACACCAACCUUGGAAGAGGGAAGAGUGCAGUGUGUGUGAGUAUGAUACGAAUGGGCUGUUUUACACUUGCACAGCGUGCGGCUUCACAGUCGAUAUCCAAUGUGCUUGUAUGCCGGAUACCAUACACCACGCAGCUCACCCUCGGCAUCUCCUCAAGCAUGUGACUCAGUCGGUUCUACGCAAGGAUAUCAACCGACGGCGCUUGUGGUGUGCUGCUGGUUGUGGCUAUGACAUAGAGGAUUAUGAUUGUUACAGGUGUUGCAGCAGCAGCCCAUGUGAUUUCAUUGUGCACGUCAGAUGCGCUUUGCUACCUGCGUCAGUCAGCAGCAGUAGAUGGGACAGGCACCACCCGCUGCUGCUGACGUACAACGCCACUCUCAACCGUCCUGGCGAUUUCUACUGCGACCAAUGCGAAACACGAAUGAAUCCCAGAAGUUGGAUGUAUUACUGCCGCGCCUGCGAUAUAUCCUUCCAUCCUAAAUGCUUUAUAAUUACAUCCGGAGAGUAUAGAAACAGUAAGUUGGGGCAGGAAUAUCAUGUGAAUGCCGCAAUUCAUCCACACCCUCUCAUCUUUCAACUUCUCACAACAAAACGCCGCUGCGACAUUUGCCGUUACAAUGAGAAUGAACACCAAGGAUUUUACUGUGCAUUAUGCAACUUCUUCAUUUGUCUCUACAGCUGCGGUACAAAUAUGAUCAAAAAUGGGAACAUGAAGGCUGUCGAUUGAGAGAAAUUAUCAUACUACUAUCUAGGAUUUUGUUACUUAACGUCCUCUAUUAAAACCUUUGUAUUUCCCAUUUUCACUAAUUUUGUUCUAGCGUAAUUAAAUAGAGUUGUUUUAUUUCUUUUUAAUUAAUCAUGUUUGUAACAGUCGUGUAUUUGGUGUUACCUC